This is a messenger RNA of Penicillium oxalicum, 219 nucleotides long. RefSeq lists its product as uncharacterized. NCBI's taxonomy places the organism in Eukaryota, Fungi, Ascomycota, Eurotiomycetes, Eurotiales, Aspergillaceae. The record is from RefSeq and is a predicted model, not a curated record. Bases 1 to 219 code for a protein of 72 amino acids. The transcript has a single exon.
AUGGUUGAGGACCUCUCUCGAGUGAGGAUCAAAGCUCUGGCUUGUCUCAGCUAUGUCUUACCGCCAUGUAUCUCCGUUGGGACAUCGCAUGUCAUGCUCGGUAUUGCCGACCUUGGAAACAAGAAGAGUGAGCUAAAUUGUGACCCAGGCCAUGUCAAAGAAUAUCUUGUGCGACUCGCCGUUUGGUCUAGAUACAGCCAUGGGGGAGAUGCAGAAUGA